Molecule: messenger RNA, 1604 nt
Organism: Hermetia illucens (black soldier fly)
Lineage: Eukaryota; Metazoa; Arthropoda; Insecta; Diptera; Stratiomyidae
Exons: 6
Coding region: 534-1466 (310 amino acids)
Source: RefSeq, a predicted model, not a curated record
UUGAGGGACCCACGUAGUAAUUUUUCUAUUGGUGAUAGGAAUGGUUCGUUCAAAUUCAAGUCAAUGGAUAUUUUGAUCACUAAAAUUUCAACGAAUAUAUUCUGUCAAUGUUGCUGAAUUAGAUUGUGAAAGCUGCAGCUGUUUUAAUUUUAUUUACGCCCAGACACGAGCCAUUCAGUGUUAAUUAGAUUGUGGAGUUAUUUUUACAUUUUCCUGUGGUACUAACAAAAUGAGCUUCAACGCGGAUGAACUCGAAGCGCCGGAGUGGAUUAAUUCCAAUUUUUUUAGGAAAGCUCUUGAGUAUAAUGGAGAUUUGGCAAAUGUGACGAUCAACGAUUUCCACAUCUCUCCGGCUACUGCUAUUGGCGAUCAUUUUGCCAGCAUCAUGUUUCGAGUAAAAAGUCAAGUUUUCAACCCAGAACCAUCCAAGUGAAGAAUGCUCGAUAAUCAUUAAAACCUUACCAGUCGUCCAAGGAAUUAAAAAGGAUGUGUUGGGCCAACUCGAUGUAGACCUUUUCGCCACAGAAAUCUUUAUGUACUCAGAAGUUCUGAAUGAGUGCGGAAAAAUUUUGAAAAAUGCGGGCUACAACAGCUUAUUAGCUGCAAAAAUGAUUUAUCAGUCAACGGAGCCACAAAAGGUCAUAGUUUUUGAAGACUUAAAGGAACUCGGAUACUUCAUGUUCCCAAGAAUAAUUCCGACCGAAAAAGAUACUGAACUAAUCUUUUCCAAACUAGGACAAUAUCAUGCGGCUACAUUCAAGCUAGCGGCAGAGGGACACAAAGAUCUUAAGCGCAAAGGAGGUGUUUUCAAUUUAGGUGAUAUGGAUAAUUUAGGUUUCUUUCGAGACACAUUUUCAUUUUUCAAGGAAUUAGUGGAAACGCUACCUGGUUUCGAGGAAGCUUCAGAAAAACUAAGCAAAAUCUCUUUUGAUAAAAUCGUGAACAAAUGCAGACAAAUUGUCAAUGCACCUGGAACUUAUGAGGUCCUCAAUCAUGGUGACUACUACAUCAAAAACAUGAUGUUCAAAGGAAAAAAUGGGAUAGACCUUUCAGAAAUUGUGAUGGUUGACUUCCAAAUAUGCCACUGGGGUUCACCGUCUUUUGAUGUUGUCUAUACGUCAGCCCUGAUUCCACCUAGCAUGAGACCGAAAGCAUAUAAGCUCUAUUUCGAUACUUUCAUUGAUGUCCUGAAGAAAUCUGAUUACAAUGGAUCGUUACCUACAUUCGAGCAGCUGCAGAAAGAUUUGAAGUCUUACCGAAGUUUAGAUUUGUUUUUCCUAGCAACAAUUAGUUCAUUCCUUUGCGCUGAUAAAAAUAAAAUGAAAGAUGAUAUCGAGGCUCUACUCAAGAACACAAACUUAUUCAAAACAUUUUAUAGUCAAAGUACUUAUAUUUCAUAUGUGAAAGAAUUACUACCACGCCUGUUACAGGAAGGUAUUCUGGACGAUAUAAUAAAUUCCGAUUAAUUCAACAUAGUUCCUCUCCUUGGUACGUAAAAUUUACUUGCUAACUUGUCGAAAAUAUUAUUUGCAUGCAACUAAGAGAAAGUAUCUUGAAUGUACCAUAUGAUAUAUGAUAUAAAAUAUAAUUCAAUAAAAGAUGAA